UCAGACUUUUGUCGGUGUGUGGAUUCCUCACAUGGUCACAUCGUAGGCUGAUGCACAGUUAUGUCAGAUACCAAUCAUACCAUGAAGCUCGCUCAAAUUAUUUAUCUUGCAAUCCUUGCCACUACCAGUGUUGUGUUUGCCCCAGUGGCAGCGAAAUCUCCUCGAGUAGGAUCCUGUGCCGAACCAUGUGUCACCUCUAAGCAAACUUUGAAGUGCCCGAAAGGGUCAUCACCUUCCAAAAAUACCUCAGCCGGGUGUUGGGAGUGCUGUUACGAGUAGCUGAAUUAGUCGAAUGACAUGGAAUCAAAAUGGGGUCGAUAAAUCAAGUAUUUUCACCUCGAAUUUUGACUUGAGGAAAACAAGAAAUGUGGAUGAACGCUGAUGUUCGAACUUCGUGGAGCGUUAGCGUCUCUCGUACGCUUCUUGAUUAUCGAGUGUAUUUGUCUUCAACAGGCUUAGUCACUAAAGUUUUUGAAAGCAUGUUAUCGCGAGGCAGUUGCCAGAUGAAGCGGGUCUUGCCAAAGCUAGUAUUCAUUACCGUGGUCCGUG
Messenger RNA from Suillus bovinus, 549 nucleotides. RefSeq lists its product as uncharacterized. The record is from RefSeq and is a predicted model, not a curated record. NCBI's taxonomy places the organism in Eukaryota, Fungi, Basidiomycota, Agaricomycetes, Boletales, Suillaceae. The transcript is spliced from 2 exons. Bases 61 to 279 code for a protein of 72 amino acids.